Molecule: messenger RNA, 897 nt
Organism: Pipistrellus nathusii (Nathusius's pipistrelle)
Lineage: Eukaryota; Metazoa; Chordata; Mammalia; Chiroptera; Vespertilionidae
Source: the annotation of a GenBank genome assembly
AUGACAGAUGCCGCCGUGUCCUUUGCCAAGGACUUCCUGGCAGGUGGAGUGGCCGCAGCCAUCUCCAAGACCGCGGUAGCACCCAUCGAGCGGGUCAAGCUGCUGCUGCAGGUGCAGCAUGCCAGCAAGCAAAUCACUGCAGAUAAGCAAUACAAGGGCAUUAUAGACUGUGUGGUCCGUAUCCCCAAGGAGCAAGGAGCCCUGUCCUUCUGGCGCGGUAACCUGGCCAAUGUCAUCAGAUACUUCCCCACCCAGGCUCUCAACUUUGCCUUCAAAGAUAAAUACAAGCAAAUCUUCCUGGGUGGUGUGGACAAGAGAACCCAGUUUUGGCGAUACUUUGCAGGGAAUCUGGCAUCAGGUGGUGCCGCUGGGGCUACCUCCUUGUGUUUUGUGUAUCCUCUUGAUUUUGCCCGUACCCGUCUAGCAGCUGAUGUGGGCAAAGCUGGAGCUGAAAGGGAAUUCAAAGGCCUCGGUGACUGCCUGGUUAAGAUCUACAAAUCUGAUGGGCUUAGAGGCCUAUACCAAGGCUUUAAUGUGUCCGUACAGGGUAUUAUCAUCUACCGAGCUGCCUACUUCGGUGUCUAUGAUACUGCAAAGGGAAUGCUUCCAGAUCCCAAGAAUACUCACAUCUUCAUCAGCUGGAUGAUUGCCCAGUCCGUCACAGCUGUGGCUGGCUUGACUUCCUAUCCAUUUGACACUGUUCGUCGCCGCAUGAUGAUGCAAUCAGGACGCAAAGGAACUGAUAUCAUGUACACAGGCACACUUGACUGCUGGAGAAAGAUUGCUCGUGAUGAAGGAGGAAAAGCUUUUUUCAAGGGCGCAUGGUCCAAUGUUCUCAGAGGCAUGGGUGGUGCUUUUGUGCUUGUCUUGUAUGAUGAAAUCAAGAAGUACACAUAA